This is a messenger RNA of Acanthosepion pharaonis, 2430 nucleotides long. NCBI's taxonomy places the organism in Eukaryota, Metazoa, Mollusca, Cephalopoda, Sepiida, Sepiidae. The record is from the annotation of a GenBank genome assembly.
AUGUCUUCUUGUCUCACUCCUUGUUCCCGACCAUGUAUUCUUGCUCCAGGCUAUAUUUCCUUGCACCCUGCCAUGUCUUCUUGGUUGACGCCCUGUCUCCUUGUUUCUCCCUUUGUUUCUGGCUAUGUUUCCUUGCACCCUGCCAUAUCUCCUUGCUCCUGGCCAUGUCUUCUUAGUCCCUGCUCUAUUUUAUUGUCUCUGUCCUUGCUCUCUGUGGUGUCUCCUUGUCUGUCUUCUAACUCACUGCCAUUUGUUUUGCCAUGUCUCCUUGAUUUCUGCCAUGUCUCCAUCUCACUCUUCUUUGUCUCUGUCUUGUUGCUCUUUAGCAUGUCUCCUUCUGUCUCUCUCUUGUUGCUCCCUGUCAUGUCUCCUUCUGUCUCUCUCUUGUUGCUCCCUGUCAUGUCUCCUUCUGUCUCUCUCUUGUUGCUCCCUGUCAUGUCUCCUUCUGUCUCUCUCUUGUUGCUCCCUGUCAUGUCUCCUUCUGUCUCUCUCUUGUUGCUCCCUGUCAUGUCUCCUUCUGUCUCUGUCUUGUUGCUCCCUGUCAUGUCUCCUUCUGUCUCUCUCUUGUUGCUCCCUGUCAUGUCUCCUUCUGUCUCUGUCUUGUUGCUCCCUGUCAUGUCUCCUUCUGUUUCUGUCUUGUUGCUCCCUGUCAUGUCUCCUUCUGUCUCUGUCUUGUUGCUCCCUGUCAUGUCUCCUUUUGUCUCUGUCUUGUUGCUCCCUGUCAUGUCUCCUUCUGUUUCUGUCUUGUUGCUCCCUGUCAUGUCUCCUUCUGUCUCUCUCUUGUUGCUCCCUGUCAUGUCUCCUUCUGUCUCUCUCUUGUUGCUCCCUGUCAUGUCUCCUUCUGUCUCUCUCUUGUUGCUCCUUGUCAUGUCUCCUUCUGUCUCUGUCUUGUUGCUCCCUGUCAUGUCUCCUUCUGUCUCUGUCUUGUUGCUCCCUGUCAUGUCUCCUUCUGUCUCUGUCUUGUUGCUCCCUGUCAUGUCUCCUUCUGUCUCUGUCUUGUUGCUCCCUGUCAUGUCUCCUUCUGUCUCUCUCUUGUUGCUCCUUGUCAUGUCUCCUUCUGUCUCUCUCUUGUUGCUCCUUGUCAUGUCUCCUUCUGUCUCUGUCUUGUUGCUCCCUGUCAUGUCUCCUUCUGUCUCUGUCUUGUUGCUCCCUGUCAUGUCUCCUUCUGUCUCUGUCUUGUUGCUCCCUGUCAUGUCUCCUUCUGUCUCUCUCUUGUUGCUCCCUGUCAUGUCUCCUUCUGUCUCUCUCUUGUUGCUCCUUGUCAUGUCUCCUUCUGUCUCUGUCUUGUUGCUCCCUGUCAUGUCUCCUUCUGUCUCUGUCUUGUUGCUCCCUGUCAUGUCUCCUUCUGUCUCUCUCUUGUUGCUCCCUGUCAUGUCUCCUUUCUCUCUCUCUUGUUGCUCCCUGUCAUGUCUCCUUCUGUCUCUGUCUUGUUGCACCCUGUCAUGUCUCCUUCUGUCUCUCUCUUGUUGCUCCUUGUCAUGUCUCCUUCUGUCUCUGUCUUGUUGUUCCCUGUCAUGUCUCCUUCUGUCUCUGUCUUGUUGCUCCCUGUCAUGUCUCCUUCUGUCUCUGUCUUGUUGCUCCCUGUCAUGUCUCCUUCUGUCUCUCUCUUGUUGCUCCCUGUCAUGUCUCCUUCUGUCUCUCUCUUGUUGCUCCCUGUCAUGUCUCCUUCUGUCUCUCUCUUGUUGCUCCUUGUCAUGUCUCCUUCUGUCUCUCUCUUGUUGCUCCCUGUCAUGUCUCCUUCUGUCUCUGUCUUGUUGCUCCCUGUCAUGUCUCCUUCUGUCUCUCUCUUGUUGCUCCUUGUCAUGUCUCCUUCUGUCUCUGUCUUGUUGCUAUGUCAUGUCUCCUUCUGUCUCUGUCUUGUUGCUCCCUACCAUGUCUCCCUCUUUUAUUUCAUGUGCUAACCUCCUUUUUCUUUGUUCACUUGAUUGUUUUUGCCUUCAUUUCCAAAUUUCUCCUUCCUUUCAUUUAUUUUCUUACGGCCUUGAGGGGAAAGGCAGAAAGAAAAAGAAAAUAAUACCUUAUACUCUCCUCCUUACUUUUCUUUUCUCUUUUUUCCUCUUCUUUCUCUUUCCACUUCUCAUCACUCUUUCCACUUUCCCUCUCUCACUCCACAUUUCAUUCUCUCUUGACAUUCCCCCUCUCUCUCUCUCUUUACAUUUCUCCUCUCUUUCCAGUUCUCCUCUCUCUCUCUCUUUCACCUUCUCAUCACUCUUUCCCCUUUUCCUCUCUCAUUCCACAUUUCAUUCUCUCUUGACAUUCCCCCUCUCUCUCUCUCUCUUUACAUUUCUCCUCUCUUUCCAGUUCUCCUCUCUCUUUCUCUUUCACCUUCUCAUCACUCUUUCCACUUUUCCUCUCUCAUUCCACAUUUCACCUCUCUCUCUUGACAUUUCCCCUCUCUCUCUCUUGACAUUUCCCCUCUCUCUCUCUUGA